UGGAAAUCUGCGUUUGUAUUUUUAAAAGGAACAUUUGUUUAAUCUAAUCAUCGAUUCGUUUCACCUGAGAAAAGAUGAGCUGCUUCAGUGAGAGCCGGAGACGCACAUCUCCCAUGCGGGGCAGCAGCAGAAAUGAGCUGGUUCCCUCCAAACCUCCCAGGAUGAACGGGUGGUCGUGGCCCCCUCAGGCCUUCCAAGUGGUCGGCUGGUUGGUGUACAGCUACUUCGCCAUAGUCGGCUUCGGCAUCUACAUCCCUCUUCUUCCUCUGCCGUGGAACCAUGUGCUCUACUCCCUGACGGGCAUAGCAUUUAUCGUGCACCUCCUCACCCACAUUGCUGCUGUCACUAUAGACCCAGCGGACGCCAGCGUCAGGGCCAAACCGAGCUACUCCAGCCCAAUGCCACAUUUUGAUCGGAAAAAGCAGCUGCAUGUCAUCCAGGACUUGCACUGUUAUCUAUGUGAUGUCAAGGUUGGCCCCAAAGUAAAACACUGUGGUGUUUGCAACAAAUGUGUGGAAGACUUCGAUCACCAUUGCAAAUGGCUGAACAACUGCGUGGGUGGCAGAAACUACUGGUGCUUCUUUGUGGCACUGUCCUCUGCUACGAUGGGGGCCUUCCUCCUUGUUGUUGUCAUCUUCUUCAUCUUUAUUCAGCAUUACCUGGACCCAAACACUCUAAGAACUGCUCCACAGUUUGGUAGUAUGCUGGGGAAUGGGACCUGGCUGGCGUUUAUACCAUUAGCACCCAUUAAGACUAGUUCAGCCGGUCUCCUCAUAUUGGCCUUUAUAACAGUGAUGCUGUGCAUUGUCUGCCUGCUGCUGCUCUGUCAUCUCCUAGGUUUUCACUUUUACCUCUUUUCUAAAGGAAUAAGCACAUAUGACUAUGUAAAGAUGCAGCACCAGAAAGACGCUAGAAUCAGGGACAAUGAAGCAGGAAACUCGAAUGAUACCAAAACCCAUAACAUGGACCCCAAGAACCAAGAUCAUUCAAUUGACUGUGAGCCUGCGUUAUCACAGAGUUCAAGUUCCUGCAAAUUUGAUGAUGGAGUCCCACUUAGCAGCAUCAUUCCUGGGUCCAUAUGUACAGAGCUGGAAAACCUCAAGAUAUCAACAGAAAAGGAGAAUAGUUUUCAUUAUGGCACAGAAAAUCCUACUGAGGACACAGAAAGGGAAAUAAAUGACAUCAGAUGCAGGAAGCCUGGUGCUGAUGAAGAGGCUCAGAGCCCCUGUGUGCAGUCUGUCGACAGUGUUCCUGUGGUGCAGGACCCUCUGGGCAGCUCAGUUAUGACUCCAGACGACACGUGAUAGGAACUGACGUCUGAUGAACUGCAGGGAAUGAUGAUAUGCUGCUUUCAGGGACCAUUUAUUAUGAGUCUUUGCCUCAUGAAACUGAUGAUCAUGGACACAUUAUUGACGUGGACAAAGGACAUCAUCGACGCCACCUCAAAGUUUGAUACAGUUUUUUUUAAUCUAGUGGACAUUUUUUAUGCAAUUAAAAAAAAAAAAAGUGUUUUUAUUUACAAUGUCUUUUUAUGUCAGAUGAAUUAUUUAAAGCCUGGUUUGAUCUCACUGACUUGUACAAAAGGUCCAGCUCACAUACAUUCAUAUUCAACCUGAGUCAGAUAGAUACAACUCGUAUUUUGGCAUCUUCC
This is a messenger RNA of Paralichthys olivaceus (Japanese flounder), 1651 nucleotides long. It is a transcript of the gene zdhhc11, whose product is annotated as zinc finger DHHC-type containing 11. The record is from RefSeq and is a predicted model, not a curated record. NCBI's taxonomy places the organism in Eukaryota, Metazoa, Chordata, Actinopteri, Pleuronectiformes, Paralichthyidae. Gene Ontology annotation, biological process: peptidyl-L-cysteine S-palmitoylation; protein targeting to membrane. Gene Ontology annotation, cellular component: endoplasmic reticulum; Golgi apparatus. Gene Ontology annotation, molecular function: protein-cysteine S-palmitoyltransferase activity.